ACUGCAGCCCCCACAACAACUGAAGCCCUGACUACAACUGCAGCCCCCACAACAACUGAAGCCCUGACUACAACUGCAGCCCCCACAACAACUGAAGCCCCGACUACAACUGCAGUACCCACAACAACUGCAGCCCCCACAACAACUGUAGCCCCCAGAAAAACUGAAGCCUUGACUACAACUGCAGCCUCCACAACAACUCAAGUCUUGACUACAACGUCAGACACCACUACAACUGAAGCCCUGACUACAACUGCAGCCCCCACAACAACUGAAGCCCUGACUACAACUGCAGCCCCCACAACAACUGAAGCCCCGACUACAACUGCAGCCCCCACAACAACUGCAGCCCCGACUACAACUGCAGCUCAAACAACAACUGAAGCCCCGACUACAACUGCAGCCCCCACAACAACUGCAUCCCCCACAACAAUUGUAGCCCCCAGAACAACUGAAGCCUUGACUACAACUGCAGCCUCCACAACAACUCAAGUCUUGACUACAACGUCAGCCACCACUACAACUGAAGCCCUGACUACAACUGCAGCCCCCACAACAACUGCAUCCCCCACAACAACUAUAGCCCCCAGAACAACUGAAGCCUUGACUACAACUGCAGCCUCCACAACAACUCAAGUCUUGACUACAACGUCAGCCACCACUACAACUGAAGCCCUGACUACAACUGCAGCCCCCACAACAACUGCAACUGAAGCCCUGACUACAACUGCAGCCCCCACAACAACUGAAGCCCUGACUACAACUGCAGCCCCCACAACAAAUGAAGCCCUGACUACAACUGCAGCCCCCACAACAACUGAAGCCCCGACUACAACUGCAGUACCCACAACAACUGCAGCCCCCACAACAACUGUAGCCCCCAGAACAACUGAAGCCUUGACUACAACUGCAGCCUCCACAACAACUCAAGUCUUGACUACAACGUCAGCCACCACUACAACUGAAGCCCUGACUACAACUGCAGCCCCCACAACAACUGAAGCCCUGAGUACAACUGCAGCCACCACAACAACUGAAGCUCUGACUACAACUGCAGCCCCCACAACAACUGAAGCCCUGACUACAACUGCAGCCCCCACAACAACUGAAGCCUUGACUACAACUGCAGCCCCCACAACAACUGAAGCCCUGACUACAACUGCAGCCCCCACAACAACUGAAGCCCUGACUACAACUGCAGCCCCCACAACAACUGAAGCCCUUCCAAUAAUUGCAGCUCCCUCUACAACUGUAGCACCGACAACAACAGCAGCCUCCACUACAACUGAAACCCCCACUACAACUGCAGCUCCCACAACAACUGAAGCCACGCCUACAACUACUACAACUACAGCCUCGACUACAACAACUGUAGCCCCCACAACAACUGAAGCCCAAACAACAACUGCAGCCCCCACUACAACUGCAGCCCCAACUACAGCUGAAGCCCCGACAACAACUGAAGCCCAAACAACAACUGCAGCCCCCACUACCACUGAAGCUCUGACUACAACUGUAGCCCCC
Molecule: messenger RNA, 1524 nt
Organism: Conger conger (European conger)
Lineage: Eukaryota; Metazoa; Chordata; Actinopteri; Anguilliformes; Congridae
Product: mucin-2-like
Exons: 2
Source: RefSeq, a predicted model, not a curated record